Meloidogyne enterolobii is the source of this 517-nucleotide messenger RNA. The record is from the annotation of a GenBank genome assembly. NCBI's taxonomy places the organism in Eukaryota, Metazoa, Nematoda, Chromadorea, Rhabditida, Meloidogynidae.
UUGAAAAAGGAAGUUGACGAAUUGUUUGACGAGGUUAUAUCUCCGCUUGAAGCUUUCGAUGUUCCUAAGGGAAGUUGGGGCAAGAAUAAGAUGAUUAAUAAUGGUGGUCAAUUUCAUGGAAUUUUCGAACAGCUACGUAAAUUUGCUAAGACAAUGCCAACUUAUGCUGCUGAGAUUAACGAUGAAUUUGAAAAAUUUACUUGGCCAGCAAUUGACAAUAUGAAGGCCAAAGCAGAAACUAUGGAGACAAAUUUGAUGGCUAAGAAGAAGUUGCUUCUUGAUAUGUUAGAGUUUUUGCAAAUAAAGGCUAGGGCUUUAAAGAAUGAGAAGGAACUUAGUGAUUUGAAGGCAGUCUUAAAUGUUCUCCCUGGUAUUGUUGACAACAGUACUAAAUAGUCUGGUGAUGAUGUUUUGGAGAAAAGAACUUUGUUUUUGUUGGCUAUCAAAGAUUCUUUUUUAUUUGGAAAUGUUUUUGUUGGAAAAUUAAAUGUUGUUUUGAUUGGGGUUGCUUGAAGUU